Messenger RNA from Jatropha curcas, 1891 nucleotides. RefSeq names its product homolog of asparagine-linked glycosylation 12 (gene ALG12). NCBI's taxonomy places the organism in Eukaryota, Viridiplantae, Streptophyta, Magnoliopsida, Malpighiales, Euphorbiaceae. Gene Ontology annotation, biological process: protein N-linked glycosylation. Gene Ontology annotation, molecular function: alpha-1,6-mannosyltransferase activity. The record is from RefSeq and is a predicted model, not a curated record. Gene Ontology annotation, cellular component: endoplasmic reticulum membrane.
AGGUUUAUGUUAGUUCAACAAAGAAAGCAUUCUCUGUCUGUGGCGUUGGCGUUGAAGUGGAAGAGCGUCGCUUCCUCCCUCUGAGUCUCUACUCAGAAAUGGCGUCAAAAUCUGGCCAAAUUCUCCGUUUAUACGGAUAUGACUUGUUGUUGGCAUCAAUAGCUGCGUUUUAUGUCUUCUCGGUACCAUACACCAAGGUUGAAGAGAGCUUCAAUAUUCAGGCAAUGCAUGAUAUUCUUUACCAUCGGCAUCACUUGGACGAUUAUGAUCAUUUGGAGUUCCCUGGAGUUGUCCCUCGCACCUUCAUUGGAGCUUUGCUUGUGUCAAUUUUAGCAUCCCCAAUCGUAUUAGCUAUCAACUUGCUAAAGUUGCCCAAGAUUUAUGGACUUAUAACUGUUCGACUGGCAUUAGGUGGCAUCAUUUUGUCUGCAUUAAGGUUUUUUCGUGUUCAGGUUAGAGAAAAAUUUGGUCAUCAAGUAGAAGCUUUUUUUGUCAUAUUGACUGCAAUUCAGUUUCACCUGCUGUUUUAUUGUACACGCGCUCUUCCCAAUAUUCUAGCCCUGGGUGUAGUUCUCUUGACAUAUGGAUAUUGGUUCAGGGGAAAUGUUUAUGCAGCAUUAAACUGUCUGAUUUUUGCUACUAUUGUCUUCAGAUGUGAUAUGCUGUUACUUCUGUGCCCUCUUGCCUUAGAACUUUUGUUGAAUUUUUAUCAUUGUCAGACCAGAUCUAUUUCUUUGUCAGAAGCAAUUAAAUACUGCACUGGAAUUGCACUGCUGUCCGUAGGUCUUACGAUCUUGGUUGAUUCAAUAAUGUGGAAGAGGUUUACGUGGCCUGAAUUUGAAGUUUUAUGGUUCAACUCUGUCCUGAAUCGAAGUUCUGAAUGGGGUACACAUUCUUUUCAUUGGUACUUCACUUCAGCUCUGCCCCGGUCGCUUCUAGCUGCAUAUCCUUUGUUUAUGCUCGGAGUCUUCCUUGACAGGAGGGUUCUAUUCUAUGUUCUUCCAGUUUUUUCCUUCCUUUUGCUUUACUCUAAGCUUCCACACAAGUUUUGGAUGGUGCAGGAACUAAGAUUUAUUAUCAGUUCAGUUCCAAUGUUUAACUUAUCUGCUGCAGUUGCAGCAAACAGAAUCUAUAACAAUAGGAAAAAGACUCUCUGGAAAUUGCUCUAUUUCUUUAUGCUGGGAUUACUAUUGAUCAGUCUAGGAUGCACUAUAGUAACUUUCCUGGCGUCCUAUGAAAAUUAUCCCAGUGGUCGUGCACUGAAAAAUUUACAUCAGAUGAGCCAUCUUGCUGAUAUCAAUAAAUGGGAGGUUCACAUUGAUACGUUCUCGGCCAUGAAUGGAAUAUCUCGGUUUUGUGAAAAUGAUUACCCAUGGAGGUAUUCCAAAGAAGAAGGGAUUCCGCUGGAUGAUUUUCGUCACAGAAACUUUACAUAUCUGAUCAGUGAGCAUUCUACUGUUGAUGGAUUCAAUUGUUUAUUUUCUGUCAAUGGCUUCUCAAGGGCUCGCCUUCAACUUGGUUUUCCACCCAUCAUCUUGGUCAAAAAGCCGAAGGUAUACAUUCAUGGAAGUACAAGAACAGAGGGUAUCAUGCAACUAAAAUGGCCAGGAUGCUCAUGAUUAAUUUGAGAUGGAACUCAGUGUUUGUAAGUCGAAAUUGAAGCAUAGACAUGGAUAGUUACCUGCGGAAUUCCAAUUUUACUUCAAUCUUUUCUUAACAUAGACAACGAGAAAGCCAGCGCUGUUGGUGGAAGCAAUCUGUGCAAUUUAUUCCAAAAUGAGUGUAUUUGGAAAGCUAAUAUUAUCCUUUCAGUGACCAAAAUUCGGAACCUAAAAUUUUUUGUUUGACUGAGAUGUAUUGGUUAUGAUUGGAAUGAGUUUAUUCUUAUAUA